GUCAAUAAUCGGACCUAGUUUACACCGGAUCGGUGUCGCGAAGAGCCCUUCUUGACAUUAGAGUUUUGGUCUUGUUUCAUUUUUUCCCUAGGCCACAGGCAAUAUAUUUUAAAAUACUUCAAAACGGACAAUCGUCCAAACCACCCGGUUUUUACAAAGGUUCGGGUGGUUCUAACGAUCCUCAAUUAAAAUGAUUCGUGUCGAUGAAACGGAUCCAGUUGGCGAGGUAGAGCCAAGUUUUCCCUACAGAGAUGUGACGAUUCGACGUGGGGUGGAUUUUAAGGAUAACUAUGAGAUUCAAUCAGAGAUUGGCCGAAAUAAAUUUGGCGUGUUUAAGAGGUAAAUUCGGGACGGUUUACCAUUGCAAAGAGAAGACAAGCGGUUUGAUGUUGGCAGCAAAAGUGGUGACUACAACGAGAAAAGAGGACAGACGAUCGGUGGAACGUGAGGUCGAGAUCAUGAGGCGACUACAGCAUCCCAGGCUGAUACAGCUUUACGAUGCAAUAGACACCGGAAAACAAAUUUACGUUAUACUCGAGCUAAUCCAAGGCGGCGAGCUGUUCGAACGUGUGAUCGACGAAGAUUUCGUUCUCACAGAGCGCAGUUGCGCCGUAUUUAUGAGACAAAUUUGCGAGGGAAUCGAGUUUGUUCAUGCACAACAUAUUUUACACUUGGACAUGAAGCCGGAGAAUAUCUUGUGUUUGACGAAAGAAGGCAACCGAAUAAAGAUAAUAGAUUUUGGAUUAGCGCGACAGUACGACCCACGUAAGAAAAUGCAAGUUUUAUUCGGCACGCCAGAGUUCGUCGCGCCGGAAGUAGUGAACUUCGAUCAAAUUGGUUUUGGCACCGACAUGUGGAGCAUCGGCGUCAUCUGUUACGUGCUAUUGUCCGGUCUUUCGCCGUUUAUGGGUGACACAGAUGUCGAGACGAUGGCCAAUGUGACCAUCGCCAAAUAUGAUUUUGACCACGAUGCCUUUGCUGAUAUAUCCGAAGACGCCAAGGACUUUAUACGUUGUCUUCUUGUCAAAGACAAAGAAAAGCGUUCUACGGCCGCCACGUGCCGUCAACACCGGUGGCUGCUGCCGCAGACAACUCUUCCGAAGCAGUCGAAAGAAGCUAAAUCGAAAGGGAGCCUCGGAACUAAACCGAAAACGCAGCAAAUCGAUUCGAAACCGAAGGAAACGGUGCCCUCAAGAUCAGUAGACUCGAGCACCUUGAAGCCGACCACUUGGAAGCAGGAACUUGAUGUGACCAAGGACAAUCUGCGAUUGUUCGUUGAGCGUUGGCGGGAGCAUCCGAACUCGCCGUACUCGUUUGAGGCUGACGCGAUCGUGCGAGAUAAUCUGCCAACAGGGUCUGAAGAUAAGCAAAACCCGACGGAGCGUACGGACAACGGUAACUUGGAAUCGAUGUCCCUGCGCGGCCAGAGUCCAUCCCCCUGUGGCAGCGUGUGCAGCACAUCCUCAGGACUGUCAAGCUCGCAAAACCUCGAAGAAAGUAACAGCACGCUUGCUGUACCCAGCACCCUGGUUUGGGGUCUGGAGCGUCGAGCGUCCGAAGGGAAUUUCGCGGCGAGCGGUCACCGCAGAGACCAGGCUGCGCAGAUAGUCCUGGCCGAAGAGAUCAUAAAGCUGUCGGAGCACCUUCGUAACUUGGCUAUGGUCAGGCCGGGUGAACAGGUUCAAGGGGUUGAUCCAGCAGCUCCCCGUCAACCGAAGGAGCCGCUAGCGAAGGGAGGUCGUAGCAAAGAAAAGGCUCAGGAAAGUACGGAGAAGAAAGCAGCGGUAGCCUCGUCCAAGCUGAACGAGGCCAAUGCUGAAGAUUGGAAUAAGCCGAAAAGCACUCUCGGUUCAGUGACGAACAGCGGCCCCAAUGAGAUUUCAGAAAAGUUAUCGAACAUCACGAGACAGCGAAAAAUCAAGGGUACGACCUUCAACGGAAGUCGCAGCUACGAAAGUACAAACAAUAGCGUCGCUGGCUUUAGUCUUAAAAAGGGUUUCAGCAGAGGCCGAAAGAGUGAGGAGAACGAGACUCCUGAGACUGGCUCUAGUUACGAUAAUAUAAUUAGCAAAGAGACCCUAACGAACGAAGGUAGAGUCUCCAAAGACAACCGUCCCAGGGUCACUUGGAAGCUCGACAACGAGGAAGACCGGCCGCUCGGAGAUUCGGAUAGAAUAAGCUACGCGGAAGCCUCGAAGAAUGAUAAAAAUUGGAGCAAUCGUGAAAUGGAUCUAACUCCACCCUGGCGCCGUUCUCGCACUAUUCGUCGUUUCGGCGAGACCUGUCGUGACGUACCGAGGAUAUCGAAUUUACGUGACAUUCACAAAAAUCUCAAUCUCGACGAACCCACGAGCACGAAGGACCUGCUGCUGCAGCUCCUCGGGGAACUGGACGACACUUCUCGAGCCGGUGGCAUAGGGCGGAAGUCAAUCAGCGUUGAUUGGUGCGGCGAAGAGUCCGUGGCGAGGAGAUCGAUGAAUUCUUUAGCUAAAUAUUUCCAAUCGGAGCAACAGAAAAUACCAUCGUCCGCCCCCCUCGCGACCAGUCCUGCAUCCACGUCUUCUAUACAUCGCUGAAGAGACACUUUACCGUGGGAACACUCACGAGCUUCCCCGUAUAUAUUUACGUUUUUAACGGUUUACUUUAUUCGAUAUUCGCUGCUGCGAAUUACUUCGAUGUGAACCCACUUUUUAUAGCUAUUUGUUCUGGCUCAGACGCACGCUGUUGUACAUUUGACGCAAUAAAAUCAUGAGACUACUACUUUGUGCAAAACA
This is a messenger RNA of Venturia canescens, 2774 nucleotides long. RefSeq names its product MAP/microtubule affinity-regulating kinase 3-like. The transcript is spliced from 7 exons. Gene Ontology annotation, biological process: intracellular signal transduction; protein phosphorylation; positive regulation of apoptotic process. Gene Ontology annotation, cellular component: nucleus. NCBI's taxonomy places the organism in Eukaryota, Metazoa, Arthropoda, Insecta, Hymenoptera, Ichneumonidae. Gene Ontology annotation, molecular function: ATP binding; protein serine/threonine kinase activity. The record is from RefSeq and is a predicted model, not a curated record. The coding region runs from base 291 to 2576 and encodes 761 amino acids.